This is a messenger RNA of Aspergillus bombycis, 2469 nucleotides long. RefSeq names its product putative molybdenum cofactor sulfurase protein (HxB) (gene hxB). The record is from RefSeq and is a predicted model, not a curated record. The transcript is spliced from 2 exons. Gene Ontology annotation, biological process: Mo-molybdopterin cofactor biosynthetic process. Bases 1 to 2469 code for a protein of 822 amino acids. Lineage: Eukaryota; Fungi; Ascomycota; Eurotiomycetes; Eurotiales; Aspergillaceae. Gene Ontology annotation, molecular function: molybdenum ion binding; molybdenum cofactor sulfurtransferase activity; pyridoxal phosphate binding.
AUGCAAGCCAAAGGCAAAACCGAGAGCCGUGCGGAGUACUGUACCGGUUACUCGGAGGACGUGGACGUCAUCCGAGAGCGGGAGUAUCCCUUCCUCAAAGAUACGACCUAUCUAGACCAUGCCGGCACAACGUUGUAUCCCAAGUCAUUGAUUGACUCCUUCGCACGCGAUCUGACUUCGAACCUUUUCGGCAAUCCUCAUUCUCGAUCUGCAUCAUCCCAGCUGUCUACACAGCGCAUUGAUGAUAUCCGCCUCAGGGCACUUCGCUUUUUUAAUGCGGAUCCGGAUGAGUUUGAUCUCGUAUUCGUAGCGAAUGCUACAGCUGCCAUCAAGUUAGUGGCAGAUGUGUUCCGAGACUCGUCGCCACAAGGAUUUUGGUAUGGAUACUUUAUAGAUGCGCAUACGAGCUUGGUAGGAGCGCGGGAGAUUGCAGAAAAGGGACAUAGAUGCUUCCUGACCAGUGGUGAGGUCGAGCAGUGGAUAUCGGAGUUGGCCACCGAUCAAAAGAACUUUCCCAAGCUAUUUGCAUACCCUGGGCAGUCCAAUUUGAACGGUUGUCGCUGUCCUAUGCAGUGGUGUAAGAAGAUACGGGAUGAGAGUUCGAGUGCGGCAAAUGUCUAUACCCUGCUUGAUGCUGCAUCGCUCGUUUCCACUUCACCCCUUGACCUGAGUGACGCAUCUGCUGCGCCUGAUUUUACAGCGCUCAGUUUCUACAAGAUUUUCGGAUUUCCCGAUCUCGGUGCCCUGAUAGUGCGCAAAAGUGCGGCAGGCAUCAUUGAGAAACGCAAGUUCUUCGGCGGCGGGACAGUUGAUAUGGUCCUGGCCCAAGGAACACCAUGGCAUGCAAAGAAGUCCACGAUUCACGAGCGCUUAGAGGAUGGUACUUUGCCGUUCCAUAAUAUUAUUGCGCUUGAUUCUGCAUUGUCUGCACAUGAGCGUCUUUUUGGAUCGAUGAGUAAUGUCUCGUCCCACACGCGGUACCUGGCAAAGCGGCUACACAACCGGUUGGCUGCGAUGACCCAUUUCAAUGGGAAGAAAGUUUGCCAUUUGUACAUGUCCCCAGAAUCAGACUUUGACAAUCUCACCCAAGGGCCGAUCAUUGCGUUCAACAUACGGAAUAGCUCUGGUGCGUGGGUUGGAAAGUCUGAAGUUGAGAGGCUCGCGAAUGUCAAGAAGAUACAUAUCCGGUCAGGAUCUCACUGCAACCCGGGAGGAACUGCAACUAGCCUUGGCUGGACUGGGCCUGAAUUGCUCCGGAACUUCUCCGCUGGACUGCGCUGUGGUGAUGAUCACGACGUCAUGGACGGGAGGCCGACUGGCAUCUUAAGAGUCAGUCUCGGUGCGGUCUCUAACCUUAGGGAUAUUGACACAUUCACGAGGUUCAUUGACGAGUUUUACAUCGAAAAGGCACCGGACUUUAUAUCUCUGGUUCCACCGAUGGAAGUUAGCUUGCAAGAGCCUAGCUUCUACGUGGAGAGUCUUUCGGUGUAUCCGAUCAAGAGCUGUGGAGCGUUCAAAGUUCCUGAUGGCCAACGUUGGGAGAUUAAAAGAGAAGGUCUCGCAUGGGAUCGAGAAUGGUGCCUUAUCCAUCAAGGUACUGGCGCCGCUCUCAGUAUGAAGAAAUAUCCCCGCAUGGCGCUGAUACGGCCGGUCAUUGACCUGGAGCGUGGUGUCCUUCGCAUUACCUGUGGGUCGGACCCAAAAGAACUAGAGGUCUCCCUCCGCCGCGAAAUCACUAAUCUAGUCACCACAUCGCUGUGUCAGAGCGCGAAAUCCUCCAACGUCUGCGGUGACCGAGUGGUUGUCCAGGCCUAUUCCUCACAUACCGUAGCUUCUUUCUUCUCUAACUUCCUUGGUGUACCGUGUACACUUGCAAGGUUCCCGCCACAAAUAUCCACUAGGAUUUCAAAUCCCACUCGUUCAUCUAGAAGAAACCAGAGAGCCCUCAUGCCUGGCUCUUUCCCGGAAGAUCCAUCACCGUCGCCUGAACAACCACCGAUACUCCUAUCCAACGAGAGCCCAAUCCUCCUCAUUUCUCGCUCGUCAGUCAAUCGCCUGAACGAAAACAUCAAGUACAGCCCCAGACCUAGCCACAGCACUCCAGCAAGGGCCGUAGAAGCCGAUGUUUUCCGCGCCAAUAUUGUCGUCGCUGAGAAUCUUCACCAGCUAGCCAACGCUGAGCGUCCAUAUAUAGAAGACACCUGGGGGUCAUUCUCUGUUGGACCGGAAGAGUUGUACUUUGAUGUGCUCGGAUCAUGUCAACGGUGUCAGAUGGUAUGCGUUGACCCAUAUACUGGCACCCGUCGAGAGGAGCCUUAUUCGACACUGGCAAAGACGAGGAAGAUCAACAGCAAGAUCGUGUUUGGAAGGCACGCUUCUCUAUCUAAAAUGGAGCUUUCGCAGGAUGCUGGCAAUCCUAAAUCUUGCACUGUUAUGGUAGGUGAUAUUGUGACACCGCAGAUUUCUUAA